GAUUAGAAUCGAAAAUUUCAAGAUUGCAUGAUUGACUUCAACCUUCUUCAAGCACUAAAGAUCUGAAUCAGAGAUAUUCGAGAACAAAAUUACAUUGAAAAACGCACGAGUGCAAUUUCUAUGUUUCAAUCAAGUUCAAUGUUUUAUUAGAGAAGUUGUUCCCCAUAAAACAUGAAGAAUUUACUAACCAUUCUGAGCCUUGUUUUCGAACUAGUCAGCAAGAGUAACCAAAAAUUAUUAUGUCCGGAAAGUCUGACCACAGUAAGCGGAACUUCCGCUCCAAAAGGAAGAAUUUGCAGUGGUGACUUAAUCUUCCAAGACAAUUUCGAAACAUUCAACCUUGAUGUGUGGCAACACGAACAAACACUAGGAGGAGGAGGGAAUUGGGAAUUCCAAUGGUAUACCAACAACAGAACAAUCAGCUAUGUGGAUGAAGAGAUUCUGAAAAUAAAGCCAAGAUUGCUAGCAGACGACACUGGAGAAAGUUUUCUUUACUCUGGCACCCUUGACAUUAACGGAGGUUCCCCAUCUGACGAAUGUACGAAUCCUGCUUGGUAUGGUUGCUCGAGAACAGGUAGUCCCCAAACAGUAAUAAAUCCCAUAAAGAGUGCUAGAAUAAGAACUUUGAAUUCUUUCCGUUUCAAGUAUGGAGAACUUGAGGCUAGAAUCAAAAUACCUUCAGGCGAUUGGCUUUGGCCUGCUCUCUGGUUAUUACCACGUAAUAACCAAUAUGGUGGAUGGCCUUCCUCAGGCGAGAUAGACAUCAUGGAGAGCCGUGGUAACAAAGACCUAAUCGACUCAACAGGCAAAAACAUAGGAUCUAAACUAGCCUCAAGUACCCUCCACUGGGGACCUUCCACGUUAAUGAACAAAUAUACGAAGACACACUACGAACAAUCCAGUUAUGAAGGCUUCGAUCAAGAGUGGCACAUUUACCAGAUGGUGUGGACACCAGACAAUAUCACGUUCAAGAUCGACAAUCAAACCAUAGGUACAGCAUCACCGCCAGAGGGUGGUUUCUGGGAAAUGGGAGAUUUCAGCAACACAAACAUGGUGAAUCCCUGGAGAGGAGGAUCAAAGAUGGCACCAUUCGAUCAGGAGUUUUAUAUUGUUUUAAAUUUGGCAGUGGGGGGAACUAGUUUCUUUCCUGAUGGUGCUAAUAAUAGUGGUGGUCAAAAACCGUGGAGUAAUAAGUCGCCUAGAGCAAGUGGAGACUUCUGGGAGGGGAGAAAUCAAUGGUUGCCUACUUGGAAGAUGGGAACCGAUGAUCAGACUCUUAAAAUUGACUAUGUUAAAGUGUGGGCACUUUGAAUAAUAUACUCCUUGAAAUAUUUUCAGACCAGACCAAAUAAACAAAUUACAUAGAAAACCAA
Harmonia axyridis is the source of this 1373-nucleotide messenger RNA. Its product is annotated as beta-1,3-glucan-binding protein-like. Gene Ontology annotation, biological process: carbohydrate metabolic process. The record is from RefSeq and is a predicted model, not a curated record. Gene Ontology annotation, molecular function: hydrolase activity, hydrolyzing O-glycosyl compounds. Bases 172 to 1311 code for a protein of 379 amino acids. The transcript is spliced from 5 exons. Lineage: Eukaryota; Metazoa; Arthropoda; Insecta; Coleoptera; Coccinellidae.